GCCCUGCCUCCCGGGCACUUGCCUGGCUGCGGCGCGCUGCUGGCCCCGCUCGGCCGCUGACACACGGUAGCGGGGACCCCGACGCCGCCGGCCGCCGGCCGCAGGCGCGCCCCGGACGGACGCUGCGCUUGGGGACUCCGGCGCGACGGGCCCGAAGAGGAGAGGAAACAUUCAAACUGGAUUUUUAAAACAUUAGUAAGUCAGUGAUCAGAAUUUACAGAAUGCAAUCCCCAGUAAAAAUCUCAAAAAGAAUUCCUUCAACUAACAGAGUAAAGAAAGUUGAACUACCACCUUGAAACCCUGGUCUAGAAAAACGUAUUGACAUGACAGGAAGUGACAACUAGGGAAAUAUAUUUGGCUCUUAAUGCACCCGAAUCAAAGAAAUUGUCACAGUGCUUCUCAGAGGACUUGUAUAUCUGAGAUUAUUUUAACAAUAAGUUGUUUUAUAAAAAUCUUGACAUGAUCGCCAGGGAGGAGAGACAGCAAUAGCUAAAACCUGUGUGUGUGGGUCAGGAUGACUUCUGAAGAAAUGGCAGCUUCUGUUCUCACACCUGUGACUCAAAGAAAAGUGACAUUUGCUCCAUCGGCUGUAGAUGAAAGUAGUGAAAAGGUCUCAGACAUCAGUGUUCCAAAGGCACAUAGUGUCAAGCAGAGUGAGCAGACUUCUACCAUCCCGUGGAUGAACAAGCUUAAAGAAGAAUCUUCUGGAAGCAACUUGCCCAAAAUUCUCUCUAUAGCAAGGGAGAAAAUAGCAAGUGAUGAGAACAGCAAUGAAGAGUGCUGGACAGAAAGCAUACCAGUUUCUGUGAAAAACCUUAACAUUAACCAUAACAACAUCCUGACAAACCGCCAGUGCGUCCUGCCUCAGAGCCAGUCUUAUGACACGUGCAAUUCUGUUAUGGAGGAAGACCCAUGUUUGGAAACUGGAAUCUCAUCCUCACUGGAAAGAAAGGUAUUCCCUGGAAUUCAACUGGAAGUCAACAGACCUCCCAUGGACUUUAGGCCUCCAGGCCUAAUGGACUUUAGUACCUUAGGAAGUCAGUCAGCCAUUGUAGAUACUGGCCAGGCGCACCCUGACAGCAACAAAGCAGCAUUUCAAAUCUUUAAUUAUGAAGUUGACAGAAGGAUGUCAGACACUUUCUGUACCCUGUCAGGUGACUUGAUAUUGGAUGACUGUGGAAACUGUGUGCCACUGUCAUCUGGUUUUGGCGGGGAGCAAAAGAAAAAUUACGUGGCAUAUACCUGUAAACUCAUGGAAUUGGCUGAAAACUGUGAUAAUGAGAAUGGACAGCUGCAGUGUGAUGAUUAUGAUGCCUUGGAUGACAAAUACUUGUGCUUUGAAGAUUCUUGCCAAAGGGCCAGUGUGGUAUGUUCAAGUGACAGCUUUCACAGGGAGGACCUAACUAACAGUCCACCUGCCAAGACCUUUCUGAGCCAUUUUGAAGACUUCCCUGAUAAUGGUGAAGAUGUAGAAGAUUUUUUUAAAAACAAAAAGGAGAGAUCCACUUUGUUAGUGAGGAGAUUUUGUAAAAAUGACAGAGAAGUAAAGAAAUCUGUGUAUACUGGGACAAGGGCAAUCAUGAGAACUCUGCCUUCUGGUCACAUUGGGCUGGAAGCUUAUAGUUACAUCGAUCAGAAGAGAAGUGGUCCCUUAUUACCCCGUGGGAGAGUUCUGGAACAGCUGUCAGUGGUGGCAAUUAGGCAAGAUGGGAGCCAGUGCCUGUCAGAAGCCGAGUGGUAUCGGAUCUACAAUGCAGUGAGAAGGGAAGAAGAAAUAGAAAAUACAAUUGGAUCUCUUCUCCAUUACUUUACCAAGCUCCCAGCCUCCAAGACAGCCCAUGAAAGGAUUAGUGUUGGUCCAUGCCUAAAGCAGUGUGUCCGAGACACCAUAUGUGAGUAUCGUGCCACCCUCCAGAGGACGUCCAUAUCUCAGUACAUCACGGGUUCGCUCCUAGAAGCAACCACAUCUUUAGGAGCGAGAAGUGGCCUACUCAGUACUUUUGGAGGAUCCACUGGACGAAUGAUGCUAAAAGAACGCCAGCCAGGCACCUCCAUGGCCAAUUCCAGUGCCCUCCCUUCAAGUUCCGCUGGAAUCAGCAAGGAGCUGAUUGACUUGCAGCCUCUCAUUCAGUUCCCAGAGGAAGUCGCCAGCAUCCUGAUGGAGCAGGAACAGAACAUUUACCGAAGGGUCUUACCAGUUGACUAUCUUUACUUCUUGACCCGGGACUUGGGCACUCCAGAAUGCCAGACACCCCUGCCCUGCCUCAAAGCAUCCAUCUCAGCUUCAAUUCUUAGCUCCCAGAACGGAGAGCACAAUGCCCUGGAAGAUCUUGUGAUGAGAUUUAAUGAGGUGAGCUCCUGGGUGACAUGGCUGAUCCUCACGGCGGGCUCCAUGGAGGAGAAGCGAGAAGUCUUCUCCUAUUUGGUGCACGUGGCCAAAUGCUGCUGGAACAUGGGCAACUACAAUGCUGUCAUGGAGUUCUUGGCUGGUCUCAGGUCAAGAAAAGUUUUAAAAAUGUGGCAGUUUAUGGACCAAUCUGACCUCGAGACCAUGAGGAGCCUGAAGGACGCCAUGGCUCAGCAUGAAUCUUCCUGCGAAUAUCGGAAGGUGAUAACGAGGGCUCUGCACAUACCUGGCUGUAAAGUGGUUCCAUUCUGUGGAGUGUUUCUGAAGGAGCUCUGUGAAGUACUGGACGGAGCCUCUGGCCUCAUGAAGCUUUGCCCGAGGUACAAUUCCCAAGAAGAAACUCUAGAGUUUGUAGCAGAUUACAGUGGACAAGAUAAUUUCUUACAACGAGUGGGGCAUAAUGGCUUAAAGAAUUCAGAGAAGGAGUCCACCGUCAACAGCAUCUUUCAGAUCAUUAGGAGCUGCAGCCGAAGUCUGGAGGCUGAGGAAGAGGACAGCCCCAGUGAAGGGAACAGGUCUAGGAAAAAUUCUUUAAGGGACAAAGCCCGAUGGCAAUUUAUAAUCGGAGAUUUGUUGGAUUCCGAAAAUGACAUCUUUGAGCAAUCCAAAGAAUGGGACUCUCCCAGCUCAGAAGAGCCUCAGAAAGCCUUUGACCAUGGGACAGAGCUGAUCCCUUGGUACGUGCUGUCCAUCCGAGCAGAUGUGCACCAGUUCCUGCUGCAGGGCGCCACCGUCCUCCGCUAUGACCAGGACACGCACCUCUCUGCCCGCUGCUUCCUCCAGCUUCAGCCUGACAAUAGCACCUUGACAUGGAUAAAGCCCACAGCUGCCUCCCCGGCCAGUGCUAGAGCAAAACUCGGUGUGCUGAGCAACACGUCUGAGCCUGGCAAGUUCCCGUCACCAGGCAGUGCCGGACUAAGCGGCCUGGCCGAGGGGGUCCUGGAUCUGUUUUCAGCAAAGGCUGUGUACAUGGGACACCCUAGCAUUGAUAUCCACACUGUGUGUGUCCAGAACAAACUCGGUAGCAUGUUUCUCUCAGAGACUGGCGUGACCCUGCUCUACGGGCUCCAGACCACAGACAAUAGAUUAUUGCACUUUGUGGCACCCAAGCACACUGCUAAGAUGCUCUUCAGUGGAUUGUUAGAACUCACGAGGGCCGUGAGGAAGAUGAGAAAGUUCCCUGACCAGAGGCAGCAGUGGCUGCGGAAACAGUAUGUUAGCCUCUAUCAGGAGGACGGACGGUAUGAGGGCCCAACUUUGGCUCAUGCUGUGGAGUUGUUUGGUGGCCGGCGAUGGAGUACACGCAAUCCCAGCCCUGGAACAUCUGCAAAGAGUGCUGAGAAGCCCAGUGUGCAGAGAAACAACACCUUGGGCAUAAGCACCACCAAGAAAAAGAAGAAAAUCCUUAUAAGGGGUGAGAGUGGAGAGGCAGCCGACGAUGAGAUGGCCACCCGGAAGGCCAAAAUGCACAGGGAGUGUCGCAGCCGGAGUGGUUCUGACCCACAAGACAUGAAUGAGCAAGAAGAAUCUGAGGCAAAUGCCAUCAUGAGCCCUCCUAACACUCUGCCUUCCAGAAGAGCCCACUCUUUGACUACAGCUGGGUCCCCUAAUUUGUCUGCCGGGACAUCAUCUCCCAUCAGGCCAGUGUCCUCCCCUGUGCUGUCUUCUUCAAACAAGAGCCCGUCCAGUGCUUGGAGCAGCAGCAGCUGGCAUGGAAGGAUCAAAGGAGGAAUGAAGGGUUUUCAGAGCUUCAUGGUUUCAGACAGUAACAUGAGUUUUGUUGAAUUUGUUGAGCUGUUCAAAUCAUUCAGUGUGAGGAGCCGCAAGGACCUGAAGGAUCUCUUUGACAUCUACGCCGUGCCCUGCAAUCGGGCCGGCUCUGAGUCGGCCCCGCUCUACACCAACCUAACAAUAGACGAAAACACCAGUGAUCUUCAGCCUGACCUAGAUUUAUUGACCAGAAACGUCUCGGAUUUGGGGUUGUUCAUUAAGAGUAAACAGCAGCUGUCAGACAACCAGAGGCAGAUUUCUGAUGCCAUUGCUGCUGCAAGUAUUGUGACGAAUGGCACUGGGGUCGAGAGCACAUCUUUGGGCAUCUUUGGGGUUGGCAUACUCCAGCUCAAUGACUUCCUAGUCAACUGCCAGGGAGAACACUGCACUUAUGAUGAAAUCCUCAGCAUCAUCCAGAAGUUUGAGCCUAGCAUUAGUAUGUGUCAUCAGGGCCUACUGUCCUUUGAAGGAUUUGCAAGGUUUCUGAUGGAUAAAGAUAAUUUUGCCUCCAAAAAUGAUGAGUCACAGGAGAACAUUAAAGAUUUGCAACUGCCUCUCUCCUACUAUUACAUUGAGUCUUCACACAAUACCUACCUCACAGGCCACCAGCUCAAAGGAGAGUCAUCGGUAGAACUCUAUAGCCAGGUCCUCCUGCAAGGCUGUAGAAGUGUAGAGUUGGACUGCUGGGAUGGAGAUGACGGGAUGCCCAUCAUCUAUCACGGACACACACUAACAACCAAGAUCCCCUUCAAGGAGGUGGUUGAAGCCAUCGACCGCAGUGCCUUCAUCAACUCUGACCUGCCCAUCAUCAUAUCGAUUGAGAACCACUGCUCGUUGCCUCAGCAACGAAAAAUGGCAGAAAUUUUCAAGACUGUGUUUGGAGAAAAACUGGUGGCUAAAUUCCUGUUUGAGAGCGAUUUCUCAGAUGAUCCAAUGCUUCCCUCACCUGACCAACUUAGGAGGAAAGUGCUUCUUAAAAAUAAGAAGCUAAAAGCCCACCAGACACCAGUGGAUAUCUUAAAGCAAAAGGCUCAUCAGUUAGCAUCCAUGCAAGCUCAGGCUUAUAAUGGGGGAAAUGUCAACCCUUCACCUGCUAAUAACGAGGAAGAGGAGGAUGAAGAGGACGAAUAUGAUUAUGAUUAUGAAUCCCUGUCUGAUGACAACAUUCUAGAAGACAGACCUGAAAAUAAAUCAUGUAAUGACAAGCUUCAGUUUGAGUAUAACGAAGAAAUCCCCAAGAGGAUAAAGAAAGCAGAUAAUUCUGCUUUCAACAAAGGAAAGGUUUAUGACAUGGAACUGGGAGAAGAAUUUUAUCUUCCUCAGAAUAAAAAGGAAAGCAGACAGAUUGCACCAGAGCUUUCUGACCUUGUCAUCUACUGCCAAGCAGUAAAGUUUCCGGGGCUGUCAACUCUAAAUGCAUCUGGCUCUAACAGAGGAAAAGAGAGGAAAAGCAGGAAGUCCAUUUUUGGCAACAAUCCGGGCAGAAUGAGCCCUGGGGAGACAGCAUCGUUUAACAAAGCAUCUGGAAAAAGUUCCUGUGAAGGAAUGCGACAGGCGUGGGAGGAAUCUUCUUCCCCCCUCAACCCAACCACAUCCCUCAGCGCUAUCAUUAGAACUCCCAAAUGUUACCAUAUCUCAUCGCUGAAUGAAAAUGCCGCCAAACGUCUGUGUCGCAGGUAUUCUCAGAAACUGAUCCAGCACACUGCCUGUCAGCUGCUGAGGACUUACCCGGCUGCCACACGCAUCGACUCCUCCAACCCCAAUCCUCUCUUGUUCUGGCUCCAUGGGAUACAGCUCGUGGCACUCAACUACCAGACAGAUGAUCUCCCUUUACAUUUAAAUGCUGCCAUGUUUGAGGCCAACGGUGGAUGUGGUUAUGUUUUGAAACCCCCCGUUCUGUGGGACAAGAACUGUCCCAUGUACCAGAAGUUUUCACCCUUGGAAAGAGACCUGGACAACAUGGAGCCUGCCGUCUAUUCCUUAACUAUUGUCUCUGGUCAAAACGUGUGCCCAAGUAGCAGCACAGGAAGCCCAUGUAUCGAAGUGGACGUGCUGGGCAUGCCCCUGGACAGUUGCCACUUCCGCACAAAACCCAUCCACCGGAACACUUUGAACCCCAUGUGGAAUGAACAGUUUCUCUUCCGGGUUCACUUUGAAGAUCUCAUAUUCCUGCGUUUUGCAGUUGUGGAAAACAAUAGCUCAGCCAUAACCGCUCAGAGAAUCAUCCCCCUCAAGGCUUUAAAACGAGGAUAUCGACAUCUUCAGCUGCGAAACCUCCACAAUGAAGUCUUGGAAAUCUCUAGUUUAUUCAUAAACAGCAGAAGGAUGGAAGAAAAUUCCUCCAGCAGUGCCACGCCAGCCUCUUUGAUGUUUAAUACAGAAGAAAGAAAAUGUUUGCAGACUCACAGAGUCACAGUGCAUGGGGUCCCAGGUCCAGAGCCCUUUACUGUUUUCUCCAUAAGUGGAGGCACGAAGGCAAAGCAGCUUCUCCAACAGAUUCUAACUUCUGAACAAGACACCAAACCUAUUGUCACAGACUAUUUUUUGAUGGAAGAAAAAUAUUUUAUAUCUAAAGAAAAGAAUGAAUGCAGGAAACAACCAUUUCAGAGAGUCAUUGGUCCAGAAGAAGAGAUCAUGCAGAUUUUAAGCAGCUGGUUUCCAGAGGAAGGAUAUGUUGGCAGGAUUGUCUUAAAAACCCAGCAGGAAAACCUAGAAGAGAGAAGCAUUGUUCAAGAUGACAAAGAAGUGAUCUUGAGCUCGGAGGAGGAGAGCUUCUUUGUCCAAGUGCAUGACGUUUCUCCAGAGCAACCUCGGACGGUCAUCAAAGCGCCCCGUGUCAGCACCGCUCAGGAUGUCAUUCAACAGACCUUAUGCAAAGCCAAAUAUUCCUAUAGCAUCCUGAGUAACCCCAACCCGAGUGACUAUGUGCUUCUGGAAGAGGUGGUGAAAGAUGCUACCAAGAAGUCCUCCACCCCAAAGUCCUCCCAGCGGGUCCUUUUGGACCAAGAGUGUGUGUUUCAAGCCCAGAGCAAGUGGAAAGGUGCUGGAAAAUUCAUCCUCAGGCUAAAGGAGCAGGUGCAGGCAUCCCGAGAAGAUAAAAGAAAAGGCAUUUCUUUUGCAAGUGAAUUCAAGAAGUUCACCAAAUCAACUAAACAGCCCCGAGGACUCACAUCUUCUCAGGUCUUGGCCUCAGAAAGUGCCCAAAACAAGGAGGAGAAGCCCACGGGCAGCUUGUCCUCCAGUGACACCACAGACUCCCGACAAUAACCAAGGUUGGCAUGUUUUACCCAGGUGAAGAUCUUUUGGUAAGAAGUUAGUCAAGAGUGAACAUGGUGGAAACAAAUAUAAUUUCCUUACUUUCAUUACACUUCAACUGGAAAUUGAUUUCUGAACUGAAGCCUUCUUCACUCAUGAUGUGAGGUCCAUGCUGAGGUCAAGCAAAAUGACACAGGGCUACCUACCAACCAGUCUCUUGAUGAAUGCAGCAAAGAAGCCCAGGAGAUUGCCAUUUUACAAAUGUCAGCAGUUGGAACAUUGCUAAGCUGCUUGCAGUAACAGACUUAGAGUAAGGGUCAGCAAACUUUGUCCAUAAAGGGCCAGACAAUAAGUAUUUUAGGCUUUAUGGGCCAUAUGAUCUCCGUUGCAGCUACUCAGCUUGGCUGUUAACAGUGCAAAAGCAGCCAUAGACCAUCUAUACAUGAGUGUGGCUGUGUUCCAAUAAAACUAUUUACAGACACUGAAAUUGCAAUUUCAUAUAAUUUUCAUGUCACAAGUAAUCCUCUUUGGGUUUUUUUUUUUUUCAAGCAUUUAAAAAUGUAAAACUAUUCUUAGUUCAAGAGCCAUACAGAAACUGGUGGUGGGCUGGAUUUAGCCCAGGGCCAUGGUUUGCUGACCCAACUUAGAAAACUGGGAACAAGAGCCACAGUGGUCUGAACACAAGCAAACUAGCUUUCAUCACAUUCAUGGCUGACAAUCGGAAGCUUUGGGGCAUUGCAAAUGUAAAUAUAUCCUGUAAGAUUCAUUAAAAAGUAAAAUGUAGUUUCUAUAUUGUGCACCAUUAGUGGACUCUUUGGCAUUUCUUUUUAUGUAGAGAAUGAUGAUUUUUUAAAGUUUAUUGCUUAUGUAUUCACAGAUUAUUCCACUUUUGGUUUUCACAGACUGAAUUUAGAAUGAUGUAUAAAUUAAUAUUUUCUGAGUUGUGGCAUCUUAACAAGAAAUUUAACCAUUUCUUAAAGCAAAAGUAGACUGAGUUGGUGUUCGAAUUUAUUUAUUUUGCAAGGUUUGUACUGACACUGUACUUAUGUAUUUAUUAUACAUAGCUUUCUUGAUAUUGCUUAUGGAUUAGAAGCAUCAGCGGUUCUAUUUGAAGACAAAUCUCCUAAAAAGAAAAAAUAUGUGUUCUCUGAAUACCUGACAUGGAACAGAAUUUCAUGUAAAAAAAAAAAAAAAAGCUUUAUUUUCAUUUCUGAUUAACUGAAGAGCUAUUGAUCCAAGACAUAAUUGCUAUUUAAAGUAAUUACCUUUAAAAUCUUGCUGCAUAAACUAUCACAUAAGUGUAAAGGAUUCUUCUCAUUCUUGGUAUGAAGCAAAUUAUGACUUUUAAAAUGAAAUGUGUUCCUCGAAAAUCUAAAUUUUAUCUUUCUGCUGAUAUUAAAAUUUUUUCUUCAAAUUAUAAAGCACACCAAAAAUCCUUUUUCUUUGGAAAGUUUUGGGUUUUUUGGUUCUGUUUGGUUUUGUUUCAUUUAUUUAUUACCAAUUAUAAACGUGAAUAAAACAGUCCGCAAUUCUUUGCAUAUUCUAAAAUUGGAAGUGUUAAAAAAUACACCAGACAGCUUUCACAUUAAUGGAAGUUCUUACUGACUCAAAGCCUUAAUGCUAGCUAGAACAGCCACCAUUUGCUGGUGCCAGAAUUCAAACUAUUCCAGUCUGAUGUCGUUUGCCCAGUGCUACAGGUUUCUCUUCAAGUCCUCAGUCUAGAAGAAAUGCACAAUACUGCCCCAGUUGGAAAAAAUAUUCCAGAAACACUCUCAUGCUUCUAUAAAUUUGGCAUUUUUUUCUGUUUUGGUUUACCAUGUACUGAAAACCGAGGUACUGGCCUCACUGAAAACCAUGCAAACAGGCCGAGAAGCAAGACUCGUCGCUGGAGGUUUAGCCCUUGGCCUUGACACUAAGCUCCAGCCCCGCCCCGCCCCACCGCCAUCUGUAACAUAGUUGAUUCCAUGGCAGGACAGUCUGAAACUUCUGGGACAGAAGUGAGACUAGUUUUUACAAGUGAAUGUAUUCCCUAUGUCAAACCCAACUUGGUUGUUCAUCCCACUUAGAGGUGAAAGUACAAACUCCAUUGUAUCAGAGUCUUGGAGACUUCCUUCCAGAGUCUUGGGGACACAUUUUGCUCAAAAUGUAGCGUCCACUAACUUGGCGUUUGCCAAAUAUAUGAAAUUUUUAUUGGUAGCUUCUCUGAACUAUAUAGCUAUGUUGGUAUACCAAAUGAAAAAUUAUCCUUUUAUUUUGAAUGAAUCAAACAGCCACUCAGACUGAACCAGUUACCAAAUCAUACUUUCCAGACUGCUAAAAAUCUGGGUAGCAAACUUUUAUCAGUAAAGUUGAUAUGGAAGAGAACUUAAAUAUGCAAAGUAGGUUUAUUACAAGAUUUUGAAGAAAAAUAUGUUAACACACUUCACUAAAAACAAAGGAGCAGGAGUUCUGUGACUGUUAGGUGAUGCCAGCUUUACAGAAUGUGUAUAGCUGGUGAGAAAGGAUUAGAUAAAAAUCCAACAUGGGGGAUCCCUGGGUGGCGCAGUGGUUUGGCGCCUGCCUUUGGCCCAGGGCGCGAUCCUGGGGACCCGGGAUCAAAUCCCACGUCGGGCUCCCAGUGCAUGGAGCCUGCUUCUCCCUCUGCCUAUGUCUCUGCCUCUCUCUCUGUGUGUGACUAUCAUAAAUAAAUAAAAAUUAAAAAAAAAAAAAGAAUCCAACAUGGUCUGUGACAUUGACAGAGAUUAACUUCCCCUUGAUCACCUGUUCAUCUGGAAUUGGUUGUUUUGCAAAUAGGUUGCGUGAGGUAGUUAAGGAGUUGAGGGAAAGUUUGAGGGCAAAUCGAUAAGAAGUAACAAUAUUAUUUGGGCAGCAAAUGCCCUCUUGAGGAAAUACCUCUUUUCAUAUCAUCCUUAGCAAGUAAUAGUUGCUUAGCAAUUCUCCAGUUGGGGGUAGACAGGAAGUGCAACUCAGCAGAAGUGAGUUUUUACUUAAAUUUGCUUUCAUACAAAGGUCUCCCAUCUCCAUGGCUCGGAAACACUGGAGGCUCACUGAUGACGAGGGCCCCCUCCUGCCACACAUACUCCUUUCUCAAACGCCAUCUUCCCCUUCCUCUUCUCUUUCCUUCUAAUUCCAUAGACCUGUCCCCUCUGCCCGGAUACCCACAGGCCUUGCUUAAUUCUGACAAGUCACAGAGCCUGCAUUCUGCCUGAUAAAACCGAAGCCACUGCCACCACACCAAGAGAAGAGUAGGAUUCUCCUGGCUGGGGUCUCAUCUCUUACUUGGUGGAGUGAGAGGCAGCCUACAGCCUACAAUUCUCUCGGUGGCUGCCUCUGACCCCGCAGUUGCUUCUUACAUGAGCAGCGAAGUGAGGGGACCCUCCAGAAAGUUACCAGAAAAGGAAGAUUGCCUCUUACACAAAGUCCACCCUUAGGUCAGCAUCCCCGUGAUACCGUGUGUUGUUAACAAUUUGUAUGUUCUUGGCCAUCUCUAAGUGUCAACGUCCUAAGGGAUCGGUCUUUGGUUGACGGCUAAGGAUUGUGACGUGGGAUAUCUAAAUGUCGCUGAAAUACUGAAUCUCCAUGAUUCCCAAGUUAUUCAUAUACAUCUCUUGGAUGUAUAAAAUCUCCAAAAUAGUCUCCAGAAUAGACAUGCUCAAGCAGGUCUAUGAAACCUUUCCUAGGUAUCUGAACUUUGAAAUAAUUCGCUCUGACACUGAAUUGGGUAAAGUUCCAGUUUUUUAAAUGUUGUGUGAUCUUCUCCCAGUCCAGGGAAGACUGAAGCUGUGUCUUAUACAUAUUACCCCCCACUUCACUUUUAAGUGCCUAGCACAGUGCUAAGCACACAGUAGGUGCUUGAUAUUUGUCUAGUUUAAAAAAAUAUAUUAAGGCUGUGGCAUGUUAUAGCCUCAUAGUGUAUGUUACUGUUAAUGACUAUGAUAUUUAGUUCUGAAAAUGAAACUCAUCAAACAGGCCAUAUAAGUUUAUGCACAAAUAGAUACCAUUCUCAAACCAAAAGAGUACUUGAAUACUAGAUGUAUAAAUAAUAGUCCCACUGUGAUUCUCUAUAUGUGUAACUAGGUUAAAAGCACAAUACAAGUGUGAAAUAGUUGAUGAAUUUCUAUUUUAAAAUGGAUUUUUCACCUAAAGUACAGUUUCUGCUGCCAAAGUGAAAGAUAAAUGUAUUUAUAUAUGUUUGGUAAGUAAGUAAAUAAAUGAAUGAAUGAAUGAAUAAAUGAUUUGUGACGUGUAAUGGUCCCAGGGAAAGAUCCUGUGACCAUCCAAAAAACUAUUCAUAACAUUGCUGGACUGUUUUAUAUCUGAAAUGUAGGUUAAAAGCAAAUAUGUGUAUGUUAAAUCGUACAUUCUCAUUAAAAUAAUUAAGCCUAAAAUCACAUGUAAGAACAUGCCAAAAGAUUAACAUGCAAUGUUGAGCUGAUACUCUCCAUUAAGCUGGAGUAAUAAAGGAACUUUCUAUUUUCAUUUACUUCAUGAGGGAAAAAAAGGGGGGGCUUUAAGCUCUAGACCAAAAGAACUGGCUUCU
Nyctereutes procyonoides (raccoon dog) is the source of this 11972-nucleotide messenger RNA. It is a transcript of the gene PLCE1, whose product is annotated as phospholipase C epsilon 1. The coding region runs from base 515 to 7444 and encodes 2309 amino acids. Gene Ontology annotation, biological process: phosphatidylinositol-mediated signaling; lipid metabolic process; small GTPase-mediated signal transduction. Gene Ontology annotation, molecular function: phosphatidylinositol-4,5-bisphosphate phospholipase C activity; guanyl-nucleotide exchange factor activity. Lineage: Eukaryota; Metazoa; Chordata; Mammalia; Carnivora; Canidae. The record is from RefSeq and is a predicted model, not a curated record. The transcript has 33 exons.